Molecule: messenger RNA, 2830 nt
Organism: Prosopis cineraria
Lineage: Eukaryota; Viridiplantae; Streptophyta; Magnoliopsida; Fabales; Fabaceae
Product: potassium transporter 6-like
Exons: 8
Coding region: 392-2719 (775 amino acids)
Biological process (GO): potassium ion transmembrane transport
Cellular component (GO): membrane
Molecular function (GO): potassium ion transmembrane transporter activity
Source: RefSeq, a predicted model, not a curated record
GGUUGUUCAAGUGAUUCAUACGAUUCAUCCUCACCACCAUCUCUUUUGAAAAAUUCAAACUGUAUUCUUUAGAAUCAAAGCUUGAUCAGGUCGUUUUCAUAGCUGCUUCCCCGUUGCAUCCUCAUGUUUUACUGAGAAAAAUAAUGGGUUCCUUCCAUUUGUUUAUAACCCAUCAUAAAUCUGGAAAGUCGCUACCCUUACAGAGUUCGAAAAAUUCGAAAAACAUAAAUAAAAAGGAUAGUCAAUUUUUUUGCCAAUAUAUUAAUACUAGUUCCUUCUUUCCUCGCUGUCAACCGUGCGGAUGCAUUUCUCAUUUCUGCAAUUGUGUCUUCUUCACAAAGCUCGUAUUUUUCACUAAAAUGGUUCUACUUGAUUUCUAAAAGCAUCUUUCAUGGAUCUGGACCGUGGGAUUCGUGAAAAAUCUGCUGAGAACCUACCAUGGAAGACGGUUCUGACUCUUGCGUAUCAGAGCCUUGGAGUUGUCUAUGGAGAUUUAAGCAUUUCACCACUAUACGUAUACAGAAGCACAUUUGCUGAAGAUAUCACGCUCACAGAGAACAACGAAGAGAUUUAUGGUGUUUUCUCUUUGGUUUUCUGGGCUCUUACAUUGAUUCCUUUAAUCAAAUACGUGUUUAUCGUGCUCAAAGCUGAUGAUAAUGGAGAAGGAGGCACAUUUGCUCUGUACUCGUUGCUGUGUCGCCAUGCGCGAGUCAGCUCGCUGCACAAUCGACAAUUGGCAGACGAAGAGCUACCAGGGUACAAGAAGGGAUAUUAUGAUGCAACACCAGAGAGAAGCUUUGCCUCGAGGAUGAAGAUGGCGUUGGAGAAGCAUAAGGUUUUGCAGAAGAUUUUGCUGGUUCUGGCUUUGAUUGGGACUAGCAUGGUGAUUGGUGAUGGGGUUCUUACACCAUCUCUUUCUGUUUUCUCUGCUGUGUCUGGUGUUGAGCUUUCAAUGUCCAAGGAGCAUCACCGAUGUGUAGAAAUUCCGGCUACGUGCAUCAUAUUGAUAGGCUUGUUUGCGCUUCAACAUUAUGGCACUCACAGGGUUGGCUUCUUGUUUGCUCCAAUAAUUAUCACAUGGCUUUUCUGCAUCAGUACUAUUGGUGUCUACAAUAUAUUUUACUGGAAUCCUCAAGUAUAUAAAGCAAUCUCUCCAUAUUAUGUUUACCGAUAUUUAAGGAAAGCUCAGGGAGAAAAAUUGGUGUCCCUUGGUGGAAUUUUGUUGUGCAUAACAGGAUCUGAAGCCAUGUUUGCUGAUCUCGGCCACUUUUCACAAUUAUCAAUCAAGCUUGCAUUCACCUCUGUGGUUUAUCCAUCUAUAGUUCUUGCUUAUAUGGGGCAUGCUGCUUAUCUAUCUAAACAUCACAACAUCAUCUACAACUAUCACUUUGGGUUUUAUGCAUCUGUACCGGAUAAGCUGAGAUGGCCUGUCCUGGUAAUAGCCAUUCUUGCUGCAGUUGUGGGAAGCCAAGCUAUCAUCACUGCUACUUUCUCAAUUAUCAAGCAAUGCAUGGCGUUAAGCUGCUUCCCGAGAGUGAAAGUGGUCCAUACAUCAUCCACAAUUCACGGCCAAAUAUAUAUCCCCGAGAUCAACUGGAUAUUGAUGCUCUUGUGCUUGGCUGUAACCAUUGGUUUCAGAGACACCAAGCACUUGGGUAAUGCAUCAGGUUUGGCAGUUAUAACAGUUAUGCUGGUCACCACUAUUUUGAUGUCACUGGUUAUAGCAGUGUGCUGGAAGCAGAGAUUUUUCCUUGCUCUUGGUUUUGUUGCUAUAUUUGGCACCAUUGAGGCUGUCUUCUUCUCAGCUUCUCUUAUCAAGUUCCUUGAGGGAGCAUGGGUUUCAAUUGCUUUGGCCUUUGCAUUUUUCAGUGUCAUGUAUAUCUGGCACUAUGGCACUCUCAAGAAGUAUGAAUAUGAUGUCCAAAACAAGGUCUCCAUCAACUGGCUACUCAGCCUAAGUCCCAACAUAGGCAUUGUCCGGGUGCGAGGGAUCGGGCUAAUUCAGACCGAUCUUGUUUCUGGAAUCCCGGCAAUCUUCUCCCACUUUGUAACCAACCUUCCGGCGUUCCACCAAGUCCUAGUCUUUCUCUGCAUCAAACACGUGCCAGUUCCUCACGUCUCACCUAAGGAACGGUUCCUCGUAGGCCGAGUAGGGCCAAGAGAGUUCAGACUCUACCGGUGCACAGUGCGCUAUGGCUAUUGCGAUGUCCCCAGAGAUGACAUGGAGUUUGAGAAAGAUCUUGUGUGCAGCAUAGAAGAGUUCAUUGGCACAGGAAACGAUAGUACCGAGCUCAAUGCUUCUUCUUCUUCAAGCAAGGAGCUCGAACAAAAUCAGGACAUGGCAGUUGCAGGGACAUGUUCCACACAUACCAUAACAAUGAACGAGGACACUAAGAAUCCGAACAACAUAGACUCAGCUGAGACGUCAGAGAUCCAACCCAAGAAGAGGGUGAGGUUUGUAGUGCCGGAGGAGAGUCCGAGGAUUGACAAUGGCGGUAGAGAAGAAGAACUAGAAGAGCUUAUGGAAGCAAGGGAAGCUGGGGUAGUUUACAUUACAGGGCAAUCUUAUAUGAGAGCUAAAGCAGGGUCUAGCUUGCUGAAGAAGUUAGUGAUCAAUGUUGGGUAUGAAUUCUUGAGGAAGAACACUAGGGCACCAGCUUAUGUCCCUGACAUGCCUCAUGCAUCAUCUUUGGAAGUUGGGAUGGUGUACCGAGUUUGAAAUUUUGGUUUCACAAGAAAUAUAGUUUGUUGUAUAGGUUAGAUGAUAAGUUAUGAAUACACACACCACUCGUGGUAGAUAUGAAUACAAAUUUUGUUCUUUUUACUUCAA